CCCUUCGCCAUUUUCACCAACUCCCUCCGAUCCCGGCCAUGGCGGGGGAGGACUGCCGCUCCGGCGCGGAAAUGGACGCGCUCGUACGACGCUUGAAGCUCCACCGGCCGUCCCCAUCCCCCUACGACCCCGAUCCGGCCGCGGCCCCCGUCCCCGCCACCGCCGGCGACGGCGAGCUGUUCCGGCCGCGGAGAGCUGCCGUGCUUGUCUGCCUCUUCCGGGGAGACGGCGGCGAGCUCCGCGUCAUCCUCACUAAGCGCUCGUCCUCCCUCUCCACCCACUCCGGUGAAGUUUCAUUGCCAGGAGGAAAGGUCGAGGAGGGUGAUGCUGAUGAUGUAGCAACAGCGUUAAGAGAGUCAAAAGAGGAGAUUGGACUUGAUCCAGCUCUGGUAACUGUGGUUGCCUCUCUUGAACACUUCUUGUCCAAGCAUCUUCUGGUAGUUGUUCCUGUUGUUGGCAUACUGUUAGACAGACAAGCAUUUAAACCUGCUCUUAAUAUUGCUGAGGUAGACGAAAUAUUUGAUGUACCCCUGGAGAUGUUCCUCAAGGAUGAGAACAGGACAUCGGAGGAGCGAGAAAAGAUGGGCCAGACAUUCACAGUUCAUUACUUCACUUAUGAGAACGGAAUCCAGAAGUACUUAAUCUGGGGUCUGACCGCCCGCGUCUUGAUCCAUGCUGCUUCAGUUGUAUACGAGCGACCGCCAGACUUUACAGAGCGAAGAGCGCAUUUCAAAUUGCCAAAGUUCACAAAGGACUGCUCUUCAAUGCUAGCAGGACCUGCUAAACAUUAGUGCACACUGCCUACGCUGCUAUCUCAGCUACAUGCUAUUUGGAGUACAGGAUGUUGCACCAACAUAGUUUAUAGAAUCGAAGAGACGUCCAAAUCACUUGAUGUCAUAUGAAUUUAGAUUCUUUCGACAAAACACUAUAGUGGCAUUUAUGUUCAGAACAAUGUUCAUAUAUGAAUUAUGAUGCACCAC
This is a messenger RNA of Zea mays, 980 nucleotides long. RefSeq lists its product as uncharacterized. The record is from RefSeq and is marked provisional. Gene Ontology annotation, molecular function: coenzyme A diphosphatase activity. NCBI's taxonomy places the organism in Eukaryota, Viridiplantae, Streptophyta, Magnoliopsida, Poales, Poaceae. The coding region runs from base 39 to 791 and encodes 250 amino acids. The transcript is spliced from 4 exons. Gene Ontology annotation, biological process: coenzyme A catabolic process.